Messenger RNA from Dentiscutata erythropus, 549 nucleotides. Lineage: Eukaryota; Fungi; Glomeromycota; Glomeromycetes; Diversisporales; Gigasporaceae. The record is from the annotation of a GenBank genome assembly.
AUGUUGAGUGAAAAAAAAGAUUCAGAAUUGUACAUUAACCCCUGGCAAGAUGCUCAAAGCCCUGCUGUGUAUUUGUCUCAUGUAGAAGAAUUACCCACUGCAUCGUUAGAUGAAGAGAAAUCUAUCGAAGAAAAAAUUGAAAAAAUGGAAGUUAGUAAGAAGUUGAAUGAUGAACAACAAAAAGAGGCAAAAGAUUUAAUAAAGAAGGAAAAAGGAAUCUUUGCCCGAAACGUUGAAGAACUUGGACGUACCGAAAGAACUAACCACGUGAUCAACACGAGUGACGCUGCACCCAUAAAACAAAAUGCGCUACUUUCAAAUCUUGAUGAUGUCCAAAGGCAAAGACUACAAAAGAAAAGCGAAUUUUAUACUUAUCAAACCAGAAUUAUCUACAAGCAUGAUAGAAGAAAGAAGAGUCAUCUGUUGCAUCCCCCGGAUUCGAAAUUGGAGAAAAAGUGUGGAUGUACAAAGCUUCCACAGAACACUCUAAAAGCAAUAAAUUUGGACCAAACUGAUAUCGAAAUUCCAAAUAAUGGUGAAAUUCGCUGA